This is a messenger RNA of Cryptococcus wingfieldii CBS 7118, 2733 nucleotides long. RefSeq lists its product as hypothetical. Gene Ontology annotation, biological process: ubiquitin-dependent endocytosis. The record is from RefSeq and is a predicted model, not a curated record. Gene Ontology annotation, cellular component: plasma membrane; cytoplasm; cytosol. Lineage: Eukaryota; Fungi; Basidiomycota; Tremellomycetes; Tremellales; Cryptococcaceae. The transcript is spliced from 2 exons. Gene Ontology annotation, molecular function: protein-macromolecule adaptor activity; ubiquitin protein ligase binding. The coding region runs from base 1 to 2733 and encodes 910 amino acids.
AUGCCCGCUCGCUGGACGAUCGGUGGACAUGUCUCCAACGCAUCUGGUGGCUCAUCACGAGCUUCUUCGCGAGCUUCCUCUCCCACCCGCGGCCCUAGUCUGACCAGCCGACCAUCUCAGAUCAUGCUGCCUUCGCGACGACGAGAGGGUGCCGAGUUUGGCGCAGACUCGGCAGACCACUUUUCCUCUGCCCAGCCAUCCCCCGCGUACGACAGCACGCCGGUUCAGACCCCGGGAUGGGGAGCGAGUACGCCCGGCUGGGCUACUCCCAGUGCGAUGAGCACCCCCGGAGGCAGCAAUUAUGGUAGUCAUGCGCUCGACAUUGCGCUGGACAACGAUCAUUUGGUUCUACGAGGACAAGGAGGUGACAUGGAGCCGGCCUACCUCGCUGGUAGGGUCGAGCUCAAUCUGUCUGAGUCGACAAAUAUCAAGGAGAUCAAUAUGACUAUGACUGGUAAAGCAAAGGUUCAGUUUGCCGACGCUGGAAACGCUGGCUCCAAGAACCGGCAUUUUACCCACCCCAUCAUCACCCACGAUUGGUCUUUCUUGCAGGGCGGCAAAGGUCAUGCCCACACCCUCAAAGCGGGCUAUCACUCUUUCCCAUUCUCCUUUACGCUCGAAGGCAACCUCCCAUCCACCUUGAGAACCUACUCUGGUGACGCCAUCAUCGUCUACAAGCUCCGUGCUACCGUCGUACGAUCGGGCUUUGCGAGCAACUAUACUGCCGCCAAAGAGUUUAGCCUCACUCGAAUGUUCACCACCGAGGCUCUCGAAUUCAAUCAGACACUUGAAAUCGAAAACACUUGGCCUGGCAAGGUCAUGUACUCGUUGACUCUCCCCUAUAAGGCGUACGCUGCCGGGGAUGAUAUACCUGUCAAUGUCAAGUUCAUGCCCCUCGCAAAAGGCGUCAGAGUGACCAAUGUCGUCUCGGUACUCAAAGAGUACACUUUGGUUCACACUAGGCACUCGUCUCACCCCGACACCCGAGUCGAUUCUUGCAUCAAGCACGAGAUCAAAGAUGGCCGUGCCAUUGAGCUUGCUCGAGAACCUAUCCGCCCUCCUCAACACUGGGAUGGUGCCGUAUCUAACAGAGGCAGUGCCUCCACAUCACGCCACCCCAGUCCCAAUCAUACUCCCGUAGCCAGCACUCGCGGGCGUCUUGCACCCAACACCAGCACGCGUCCGCCAGACAGCUACUUCCCAGAUGCAAUUGGCAACACUGGAUCCUCAUCUGCUGCAUCCACCUCGGCUCAGCCUGAAGCUUCUUCGUCCAAUGCCGAUCUUGCUUCUUUGGCCGAAUCUAGCAGAACAGACAUUGAGAUUGGCGAUGACGAGAUUGACACGCACUUUACGAUCCCAAUCCCUGCCUGGGUGACCCCCUCGCACUCGAUACACCCCGUAUUCAUCACCCACAAGAUCAAGUGGUCUUGCUCUAUCUCGAACCCGGACGGUCACACCUCUGAGCUGCGAUGCGCGCUUCCCAUCACCAUUCUCUCUCACAGUCUUCUCGACGAAGCUCGCUCUGCCAGCGCGAGCACUCGAGGCUUGCUCUUUGGCGGUAACCAGUCAGAAGAGCAGCCGGUCGAUCUCCCGAGCUACAGCAAUCACGUUUACGACCGAAUCGCCGUCGCCGACUCUGGUUCAGCCACAGGCUUUUUUCCUCGCUCCGUCGCCGCGACGCCCAUGGGUUCGCCGCACGACGAUACACCACCCCGAAGCCGGGCGCCUUCCCGUCCAGGGUCGCCUGUCAGAGGGAGAAGCGGUGAUUCCACGCCUGCUGCUAGUGACGUUCCGCCACGAAGGCAGCUGUCUAACUUUGUCGAUUCAGAGCUGCUCAUGUCGCUCGGUGCGCUCCGACCCCAUUCCAAUGGUGUUUCACCCAACUCUACGCCUCCCGACUCGCGAGCGUCCAGUCGCCCGCUCAGUCGAAGGGGCAGUAGGACGAACCUCUCGGGGUGGAGCAGCAUGUCUGCUAGUAGGGCUGGAAGUAGGGCAGGUAGUAGGGCGUCGAGUCCUGAGCGAGGUAGUGGCAACUCGUCGACUGUUGGGAGCUACAACGAGGAAGGUGCGCAUAUGCGACCCAACUUUGAUCGACACCGAUCCACCGGUCUGCACGGCCUUUUCCAUCUCCCCAAGGGCAUGCGUCCUCUCUCCCACCUUGGCUCGGGAGGCGGUUCUGGCAGUAGGCCGAUCCUGCGAAACAACGGCACCUCGUCCAACCUCUCUCUCCCCAACUCGAACGUCAUCCCACGCAACGCAUCCGUCCCCGGCGAUUUGGAAGCUGCUGGAGCACAAGGUGGUGCGGGGGCGAAUGGAGGCAACCAUGUAUCCUUCGCUCCUCAUGCUGUGACAUUCGAGCCUGAGCGGUCUACGCGAUUCGAGCUCGGUGCGCCUGAUACGCCCGAUGCGGAUGACGACGAGGAUAUCGACCCCAUGACCCAGGUCCCGUCAUACGAUAUUGCCUCUCGAGGUUUCCUGGGAGGUGGGAUCGUACCGAUCGACUCGAGACUUCCCACCUACGAUGCGUCGGAAAGGUCAAUGCAGAGGACCAGGAGUGGGACGGAGAUCGGAGGCAGCGGAGGGCUUCUCAGGCCAAGGAGUGACACGGCGUUGGUGCAGAUGGGUGCUCAAGCGGCGGCGGAUGCAGAGGGUAGGGCUGCUGAGGAUGAUAGUGGAGCGCCAUCGGGAGCUUUGAACGCAUUGGGGCUAGGGGAUAGAUACGACAGAGCGUAG